Molecule: messenger RNA, 2768 nt
Organism: Strigops habroptila (Kakapo)
Lineage: Eukaryota; Metazoa; Chordata; Aves; Psittaciformes; Psittacidae
Gene: IL33R
Product: interleukin 1 receptor like 1
Exons: 10
Coding region: 4-1614 (536 amino acids)
Biological process (GO): signal transduction
Molecular function (GO): interleukin-33 binding; interleukin-33 receptor activity; interleukin-1 receptor activity
Source: RefSeq, a predicted model, not a curated record
AAUAUGAUGGCGUAUGUACAUUUGAUCUUCCUAUCUACCUUCCUCUCGGUUUCCAUGACAUCUGAAACAUUUGAUGCAAUGGAAGGUGAGGCUUUGGUUAUAAAAUGUCCUCGAUGGAGUUCAUCUGUGAAAGUCACCUGGUAUCACAUGGAUACAAACGAAAUAAUUCCUGCAGAAGAAGAGGGAUCACAAAUAUUUUCCUCAGAACGAUUUCUUUGGUUUCUGCCAACUUCUAGAGAGCAUUCUGGAAACUACACUUGCGUUAUACAUUUUUCAAAUAAUCGCACAAGGUCAUUCAACAUGAGCGUGCAGGUGCAUCCAUACAAGCAAGGAAUAUGUUUCCCAAGUCGGAUUCGUUAUCCAAAUGACACUGGAAGAGGAAAAAUUGUUUGUCCUACAAUUGACAAUUAUAAGAAUGCUACUAUCAUCCAGUGGUAUAAGGACUGCAAACCUCUUCAGGGACAGAGAUACUUCAAGGGAGAAAAGUAUAUUUUUAUUAACAACCCAAGAAAGGAGGAUGAUGGUUAUUAUACUUGUCGAUUUAGCUACACUCAUAAAGGACAUGUGUUUAAUGUAUCAGCAACGAGGAUUUUCAUAAGUAAAGCAAAACACUCGUCUCUACCUCCUAGAAUUUUAUUUCCAAAGGACAAAGAUGUAAUAGAAGUGGAGCUUGGUGCUGCUUUGUCUCUGAAGUGUCAGGCCCGCUUGGGGAUUAAGAAACAGCCAAUGGCUGUUGUCACAUGGGAUGUGGAUAACAUCCCAGUGAAAUACUUGCGUGUUUCAAGAUUCCAUGAAAAAACUCAUUCUUUUGAAGGACGUGAGCAAGAUUAUUACAGAGAGACUACUUUGCAUAUUAGUGAAAUAAAAAAGGAGGAUCUGCAGGCAAAUUUCACGUGUGUAGCAGUGAAUGAAAUGCACAACACAAGAGCCACAGUGAUGUUGCAACUCAAAUCAUAUCGUGAAGUGGGUCUUCCUAAUGUCCUCUUGAUCAUAGGAUUUCUAGUUCUGCUGGUUGCAAUAGCAGUCUCCAUUAUACUUUAUCAGUCCUUCCGAGUUGAUAUCGUCUUACUGUAUCGGGAGAUAUUUCAGCCCUACUCAAUCAAGGACGAUGGGAAGAUAUAUGAUGCAUAUGUUAUCUACCCCCAAAACCACACCAAUGAAGCUGAUUUUGUGGAAUAUUUUGUUUACCAAAUCAUGCCUGAUAUUCUAGAAAAUAAAUGUGGAUAUAAACUGUGUAUUUAUGGGAGAGACAUACAUCCUGGAGAAGAUACAGCCAGUGCAAUUGAGAAGAGGAUACAGAAGAGCAGACGUCUGAUCAUCCUUCUAACACAGCAGCUGAUUAAUUGUAAAGAACAUGCUUAUGAUCAACACAUUGCUUUAUACAAUGCCCUCAUUCUAAACGAUACAAAGGUGAUCCUGCUGGAAAUGGAGACACUUGGGACUUACGAGAAGCUUCAGGAGUCUCUUAGGUUUAUUAUUAAGCAGCAAGGUACAGUCAAAUGGAAAGAGCAACACACUGUGCGACCACAGUCAUACAACUCUAAGUUCUGGAAACAGGUGAGGUACCAUAUGCCACUGAUACUCAAGUCCUCGUACUCAGCUAAUGCCAGGUGAACAGUCUAUGAAAAUCCAGGAGGGACCACAUGCCUGCAGCUUCUUGCCUUUCAGAAGGUACAUGAUUUUACAGUCUGGAAGUCUGGCUGUAUUUUUGAAAUUUUUUCAGUCCUUCAAUUGAGUAACGAUACGGUAAACUGAUGGAAGAGGUCUGGGGAGCUGAGGGAAGUUUCUAUAGGUAUGGGAGUUCUGUAAAUAAAUCAUUCUAGUCUGCAUGCAGAAUUUUGCAUGUCACAUGAAACAAAAUGUACUUAUACGCUUUCUAUAUCUGGUUGUACAUACAACUGAAAAUUAUGAAUAUCUUGCAGGUUUGCUUUACCUUUCUAACGCAGGUGAUCAAACAUAAAGGCCUUCUGUAUUAUUUAACUAGAAAGUUUAAUGUGUAUUAUGCAACUGGAAAGUAUAACGUUAUGCUUUUGUUAAUUUUUUCCACUUCUUACUCCUUUUUAAUUCAAUAGUAAUACUCAUACCAUGAAAUUUUAUUUUUCCUUAGUAUGGAUACCUCAGUAAAGGCUCUUUUGAGACUGAUGUGAAUACAGCAUUUUAAAAAAUGCAGUGUUAAGGGAAAUAAAUACACUGAUACAUGUUUAUACACAUUUUAUAUGUUUUUAUAUUUAUAUAUUAAAAUUAAUCCAUGCAAAGGGGAAAUUUUAAAUCUUUCAGGUACAACAGACCGUGCUGUUACUCCUGUUAUUAUCUCCAGAUAGAAAUAACAACCACUAUUUUUUUCCUGCUGCUUUGACCUUAUGUCUAGUUAUACUUUCUUCUGAUAGGGAAUACCCUGAGAUGUAAAGGUCAGAGUCAAACUUCCUCUCACUUCAGGGGAGUAUGAACAAAAUGUAUUCUAGUACAUAUAUCCUUGUAAACUUUAAUCUUUUUAGCUUCUUCAAAAUCAGGAAUUUUCUAACUGUCAGAGAAUGCUUUGUUUUAAGCUUCAAUCUUGCUACAGAAUGGACUUAAAAAGUGAAAAUUAGAUGCAGAACACCUAAUGUUACCUAACGUAAUGGCUUACAGAACAGGCAAAUCUUUUCCUUUUACUGUAAGGUUUUGUUGAAUGUGUAUCUUCAGACUAUGUAUAACUAUUUGGAGUAGCAGAAAAGUAUAUGCAAUAUAUGUAUAGUUUAUUUUUUCAACAUUAAAUUAAAAGAGCUGUG